CAACAGAUGUCUGGUUCAGUAUAGUUGGCGUAAGGCGAGCUGGACACGUUAUUUAUCCGCGCGUGUAUUAGCCGGAUAUCGCGAUAUUCGUACUCGUUUGUGUGUACAUUUGCUCGUCGAUCUUGUGUGCUGCUAAGUCAAAAUUAUCAGUUCCCUGUAUUAUCAGUUCUUAGAACAGAACGGUUAUUAGGAAGAUAUCCGCGGUGUUGAACGAUUACAUCCCUAAGUGCAUGAGAUAAAGACGGUCGAAGUCGAUUUAAAGACUGUGAAGUGCUCGUUAAAGCCGAGGAAGCCGAGGAGCGUCGAAAUAAAGGUCGCUGGUGCCUCCUACGUCUAUAUCAGGAUUGUCGUAGAUUCGCGCUCGAUCGAAUUUGACCACAUUAUUGGGACUUGCACACGUUGCAAAUUCAACAAAAUCAAAGUUUCAUCCCUCGUCAGGCGGUGCAAACAACUGCUCGCGGAACAGCAAUGCUAUGUAAGAUGUAAACCUUGAAUGUAAAUUGGAUAUUCGCUAAGAUACUCGCACGCGAAAUUGAAAGGCAAAUCAAGAUUUGCCUCUUCGUGUGUCCAAGUUAUUUAGCCUAACUGUAUGUCUAGUAUCACACACACAGACACACACGCACACACACAAGCGUAUAGAUCUGAUGACAGUUGCUGAAGGUGACGUCGUUUCCAACUUGAUCGAUUAUUCAAAAGGCUAUAAUACCUCCGGAAAUACACAAACCAAGGCUAUUAGCUUGUAGUUGAAAGUCAGAGAGCAGGUAUCGCUUUAACUAAGUGACUAUACAAUCGAUAGCAAAGACUUUCGCAGUACCGUGACCGACGGUAUCGCGUCGCUUAAUUCGACUUAGUCAUCGUGACGGGAGGAAUCAAUUGUCGCUUAUCCCUCCUUCGUGUCAUUCGCGUUUCUUCGCCAAGUUCGCUCGUUACACGCGAUACGAUAAACGGAGCCGAGAUUGCCGGGUGAGAAUUGCGCCUCCAUCCGGAUGUUCCCGGAGUAGCGAGAGGCUGACAGACGGGAGGAGGCCAAGUUUCUGCGAAAGUGCUUUACGCCGUGAAUUACGAUCCGCAGACGGGAGUGCAAUGUUCGCCGGGGAGAUGAAUGAGACGACCCGCGCGUGAAGUCGCGGCUCCACGUGACUUUCAUUCCCGGCCGAGAGACCGGGAGAGGAAGGAAGUUGAACUAGAUCGGGACAGGAUUGAAGUCUCAAGAAUUCUUUGGAUUACAUAAUGCGGGACGGACACUGCAGUAAGGUGGCGGUGCCAACAAGAGCUUGUUGGUGAUAGAUGUAGUGAUCGAGACGUCUAUCUCGCGAAGAGGAGAGGUACAGAUUAUCCAAGAUAUUUGAGUAUUUCAGCUAUCGCGAUUGACUGGAAUCGAUAUGUCUCUCGAGACGAGCGAGGAAGGACGUGCCAUGAUGGGCUACUAUUCGACAGACGAGAAUUCAUCAUUCGUCGAGCAUAAUAACAAUAAUAACAACGUUAAGACUGAAAAGGGCGAUUUGAGGGAAGCAACUGUGCAAUCUUCAUCGAAUUCGAAGGCAGUGCUUGCGCAGUGUUUAGUAACAGGUGCAGUAUUGUUGGUGGCAACGGGUGGUGGCAUACCGAUUGGUUACAGCGCCGUUUUACUGCCGCAAUUGUCCGAAGAAAAUAACAGUACCUUGCACGUGGAUCGCGAAACCGGUUCCUGGAUAGCCGCAGUUCACAGCCUGGCCACUCCUAUCGGCUCGUUGUUAUCAGGACCUCUCCUCGAUACGAUCGGUCGGCGAGGUAGCCUUCAAUUGUCAGUGAUUCCCCUGUGCGUAGGCUGGUUGAUCAUCGGCUUGUCGAGGAGCGUGACUGCUAUUCUAGUAGGAAGAGUCGUCUGCGGCGUGUCAGUCGGGUUCAUGGCGGUGCCUGCACAGGUGCUGGUAGGAGAAACGGCUUAUCCAGCUCUUCGUGGCUUCCUGGUAGUUGGCUCGUUUGCCGCGUAUUGCGCCGGAAUCCUGCUAGUUUAUGCUCUCGGUGCUUCUUUUAAUUGGGACAUCGUGGCCUUCUACGCCAUUAUACUUCCUGUUUUGGCUUUUAUUGCUCUUUGCUUGAUACCCGAAAGUCCCGCCUGGCUCAUUAGACGGAAGAAAAUUGAUGAAGCCAAGAAAGCCCUUUUGUGGCUCAGAGGUGGCAAUACGGAGGAGAUGACCACGGAGAUAGAGCUCCUGGACGCAAGCAUAAAAGCUGAUCUCGCUAGAAAGCCUGUAAAUACGUCGUUUAAGAAGCAGGUCUCCUCAAUGUUAUCUACAAUUCGCGAUCCGGGCGUGUUGAAACCACUGAUAAUCAUCAACGUAUUUAACGUGCUUCAAUUAAGCAGCGGAACGUACAUUAUUGUCUUUUAUGCCGUUGACAUGAUCAAGGACAUGGGUGACGGCAACGUGGAUAAUUAUUUGGCAGCUGUGGUGACGGCAGUCAUCAGGUUCAUCUUCUCCCUCGCCUCUUGUGUUUUGUUACUUAAAAUGGGUAGGCGAACCUUAGGCAUAGCUUCGGCAGUAGGCACAUCCUUGUCUUCGUUGGUUCUGGCAGGAUAUUUGGCCGCCAGGAAGGAGGGAUCUUCCGUGGACGUCUACGUGUUGGCCGUGUGCCUGUUGGUUUACGUCGGUGCGAACACCGUGGGACUAUUAACGCUUCCUGGACUGAUGACUGGUGAACUGAUGCCUCUGAGAGCUCGUGGCAUUGGCGGCGGAUGCAUCUUUUUCAUCUUCAAUCUGCUUCUAUUCUUCAUGACCAAGUGCUUCCCAUGGGUAAAUAGUCUAGUUGGCACAACGGGAAUCUUCACUAUCUUCGGCAUCUUCUCCCUUUUGGAAGCGAUUUUCAUUUACCUCGCUUUACCAGAAACGAAGGAUCGUACGCUUCAAGAAAUUGAAGAAUACUUUCAAAAAAGUAACUUCUUAUGGAUAACUAGAACACAAACGAAAAAAACGAAGAGACAGGACGCACGUAUAACUGCAAAUACUGAACCUAAUCGUUUAGUCUCUCUACUAGAGUUUAAAUAAGAACAAAACGUGAUUAAAAUUUAUAUACGGCUGCGAUAAUAUUUUAUAUAUGAGACAUAAUUGUACAUUUUUAAUAUUUAAAGUUAAUUCUGUAAAAAUAUUGCGUUGUCGUGUGCGAAAUAUGUGCGGUUAAAUAUUAUAUUAAAUAAGUGAAAACUGUAGAAAAGUAACUUAUAUAUAUAUAUAUAUAAUAUAUUCUUAAGUUAAACAAAUCUAUUUAAAUUUUACAAUUGAUAUUUCAAUAAAAUAGAUUUUAUGAUAAGAGUAUUUCUGAUUGAUUCCGUUGCAAUUAAUUGAUCAAUUACAUGCGCCUUUAUUUAAACAACGGCAGAAGCGGCAUAUGUUAUCAGUAUGGAAAUAUGUAACGGAAACCUUCGUGCAUAAUUUUAUUCAUUAAUCGAUAGUACCUCAUGUAUUUUUUUUGCAAAAUUACCAAAUGAUAUUCAUGUUAUAAUAAUGAUAUAAAAUAACGAGAACAUUAAGUGAAAUUUAAUACGUAAGAUUAUAACCUAAUUCGAUUAUAUUAUAUAAACGGCUACAUCGUGAGAGAGUAAUUUCUAUUUUUAUCAUAAAACGUAUAUAAAUUAAGAAAAUAAGAUAAUGUAAUUAUUGCGUGUAUGUGUAAUUGAUACUCGUUCAACGACUGUAUCGAUAAUAAUUGUGUGUCUCGUAAAAACCUAAUUUUAUUGUUAUGAUUUAAUUAUAUGUUAUUAUGCGCUUCGUGUAAUUUUUAUAAGAGAUAUUUUGAUAAGAUAUUUUAUAAGCUGCAUAAAGAGGAUUUUUAUUAUACAUUUUGCAUUGUACUAAUGUUUUGCAUUUCAUUAUAUUCAAUUAUAUACAUACGUUGUACGUUUUAGCAUUAUAUUUUAUAAUUUUAUAUUGUA
Vollenhovia emeryi is the source of this 3910-nucleotide messenger RNA. RefSeq names its product facilitated trehalose transporter Tret1-2 homolog. The record is from RefSeq and is a predicted model, not a curated record. Gene Ontology annotation, molecular function: transmembrane transporter activity. Gene Ontology annotation, cellular component: membrane. Gene Ontology annotation, biological process: transmembrane transport. Bases 1383 to 3026 code for a protein of 547 amino acids. NCBI's taxonomy places the organism in Eukaryota, Metazoa, Arthropoda, Insecta, Hymenoptera, Formicidae. The transcript has 11 exons.